UUCCUCCUCUGCGUCCAGUUCAAGCUCGUCAGUAUUACGAAAGUGCCCUAUAACGUUAUUGCACCGACACGCGCUACAUUUUCUACCAUUAAAUUUCCACUUACGGGUAUGAAAGGACACGAUAACGGUGCAGUCUUUGUCACCAGGCCCAAGAGGACACACGUAGGCGCGAGGGUUCAGAAACUCAGAAGAUCCAAGCGCAAUCCUAGAAUCAAGCAAGAGAAUCCCUCAAGCCAGGAACCAACGAUUCAAGAGCCUACUCCACCUUGCACGCCACGUGUACGACGUACCUAUUCGUAUCGUCCAGCAGCCGCGCUGAAUAAAAAUAUCACUACGGCGAUUAACCAGAGAUCUGAUAAACUUGAAUCAAAGUAUACGGGUUCAGUUCCCUGUCAAAGUCAAGGCCCUGAAACCUCCAAUCAAUGUCAGGAGCCGGGAGAAAGGGGGGGCCCAUCUGCCGAGAUAGAGUUUCAAAUACAGCAACCAACAGUCAAUUGGGAUUGCGUCUCUUAUGUAGUUUCAGACCAAAAGGUGCAGACCUCCUACGAAAAGCCCGAGAUGACCCCUUCAGAAGUGGACUCGGACGGGAACACGAUUCCCGGCAACAGGGUGCAAGCAUAUGGCAAAAUGGUAACAAAGACUGUAACUAUGACUGUAACCACAACCAUUGCAACGACCGAAAUCUUGCGCCCAGGCGAAGAGGGUUACGAAGAGAGCCUCGAGCGUCAAAAAAGACAGAGAGAGCAGGGACCAGAGGAAAAGCAGAAACAGGAGAGGCAAUAUCACGAGAGCAGGAAAUGGGCAAACGGGGACAGGACAAUGCACGAGAAUUUCCAUUUCUCACACCACAGGGCUGCGCAGCCAGCCCCGUCCACUGCAAUGUAG
Molecule: messenger RNA, 885 nt
Organism: Morchella sextelata
Lineage: Eukaryota; Fungi; Ascomycota; Pezizomycetes; Pezizales; Morchellaceae
Exons: 1
Source: RefSeq, a predicted model, not a curated record